AUGCCCAAGAAGAGGAAGAUGCCCGGCCAGGGCAAGGGCAAAGGCAAGGGCAAGGACAAGGACAAGGACAAGGACAAGAACAAGAAGCUGCGGCCCUUUCAUCAAUUUAGCCGCCUACCAGCCGAGCUUCGCACCCGCGUCUGGGAGCUUGUCGACGCCGAGCCGCGCGUCGUGGAGCUCCGACACCACCUCGAACAUACGAAGAAGCGCGGCACUAGAGAGCAGAUUCGUUGUCUCUCGAGGGCGCCCGCUAUUCUCCAUGUCUGCCGUGAGUCUCGGCGGAUCGCUAUCCAGCGGCAGCUCUACCAGCGUGCCUUCGUCCGGCCCCAAAGCUACACCUGGGUCAACUUUGCGUCCGACAUGAUCUCCAUCGGGCCUCUGGUCUUCUCGUGGCUCGAGGACGACAGGCCGCUGAUCCAGCGUUUCCGCUUCGAGAGCGAAAAUGACGAGUGCUUCUUUCAUUUCCAGUCUGAGGAGCUGAAUACGUUGACCGGCCUAAGGGAACUGCACAUUGUCUGCCAGGACAACAUCGGGCACUGGAUCAACGUGGCCGAGGAGAAGCACUUUCCCACGGACAAUGUCUUCUUUAUCGCCAAGAGCACCGCGAGCCCGAGCCCCAUAUACAGCAGGCGGGAGAUGUUGGAGAUGAUUCCCGCGCGUCCGUUUCCAGAAUACAGUAACAGUUACUAUCGCCAGAUGUACGACAAGAGGAUCAAGGGGACCGAGGGGGAAGUGCCUGACGAGCUGUUCUUUGGGGUGUCCGAGGGGAAGUAG
Messenger RNA from Emericellopsis cladophorae, 774 nucleotides. RefSeq lists its product as uncharacterized. The record is from RefSeq and is a predicted model, not a curated record. NCBI's taxonomy places the organism in Eukaryota, Fungi, Ascomycota, Sordariomycetes, Hypocreales, Bionectriaceae. The transcript has a single exon. The coding region runs from base 1 to 774 and encodes 257 amino acids.